Molecule: messenger RNA, 4555 nt
Organism: Malaclemys terrapin pileata
Lineage: Eukaryota; Metazoa; Chordata; Testudines; Emydidae
Gene: TFPI
Product: tissue factor pathway inhibitor
Exons: 8
Coding region: 342-1241 (299 amino acids)
Biological process (GO): negative regulation of peptidase activity
Cellular component (GO): extracellular region
Molecular function (GO): serine-type endopeptidase inhibitor activity
Source: RefSeq, a predicted model, not a curated record
AUGUUUCUUUUGUGGUUGGAGCUAUUUAGAAAAGUUACCCUAAAAUGCAGGCGAGGUCACAACACUCUAAACAGGAAGCUUCCCCACUGCUGCUGAUCUCAUUGAAUCGUAGCCAGAAUAACCCUCUCUUCACAACAAACAGAGGAGCAACCUCUGGCAGUGUAAUCAGCAGGCUGCUACCGCUGCAUUAUAGCAGGAUCAGAUUGCAUUUUUCCCAUUGUAUCUCCCCCACUCCCAAGUCCUAUCUUCAACAAGAAUUGAUAGCGGAGAAGCAAGCUCAACACGCUUCAGGAAUUCGCCAAUUCUCUUUCAAAAACUGCGUACAGGAAUUUGGUUGAAAGAUGAAAGAAAUUAAGAGAGACUGUUCCUUAGUUACUACCUUACUCCUGUUGUUGGGCUGUAUCCCAUGGCAUGUGACUGCAGACUCAAAAAAUGGAGAAGAAGACCAGGACAUCCCAGGUGCUGCUUUACCACCACUGAAGCUAGGAAAUUCAAUCUGUGCUUUUAAGGCAGAUGGCGGUGAGUGUAAAGCAAUAUAUACAAGGUAUUACUUCAACAUUCAAACCCGCCAAUGUGAGAUGUUUGAAUACGGUGGAUGCCAUGGCAAUGAGAACAACUUCAUAACACUAGAAGAAUGCCAGGAGAUGUGCGUGGUAUCAGAAUUCCCGGUGAAGAAAACCCGUAGAAGAUUUGGAAAAGAAAAGCCCAACUUCUGUUUUAUGGAGCAAGACCCUGGAAUCUGUCGAGGCUAUUUUUCCAGAUAUUUCUAUAACAAGGACUCACAGCAGUGUGAAAAGUUCAUGUAUGGUGGAUGCCUGGGAAAUCAGAACAACUUUAAGGCCUUGGAAGAAUGCCAGAUUGCCUGCCAGGACAAUUCAAAUUCACUGCAAUUAGACCACUAUGAAGAACACCCCAUCAUGAUGAACAAUAGCUCUCCUGUUGCAAAGCCCGAACCAGCUCCUCUCCCUUCUCUCUGCAUGACUCCUGCGGAUCGAGGCCUUUGCAAAGCCAAUGAGAAAAGAUUCUUCUAUGAUCACUCAACUAAAAGAUGCCAUCCAUUUAGCUACAGUGGGUGCGGUGGGAAUGAAAAUAAUUUCAACUCCAAAAACUCUUGUCUGAGGACCUGUAAGAAAGAUUUCAGUAAAAAACAAGGACGAAGAGGUUUAUUGAAAAUCAAGCGAAAAAGAAAGAAACAGCCAGUGAAGCUGACGGAAGAUGAAAUCAUCAUUGAAAGGAUAUAACUUCUGCUGUUGUAAAAGAGAAAUGUGAACUACUCCAUUAUCUUUCAUCUGUGAAUUAAAGCAUUAAUGACAGCAUUUUUAAACUCCUUACUGUACCAAUCAUUUGAUUAUACAUUAUUGGACGGCUUAUCUAUUUUGUUUUGUAUUCCUCUUUUAUGUGUGCUAAGCGAUCAGCAUUUAAUUUUUCUCUGAUAAACUUAGUUAAAAAUGCAGUUUGGCAAUGUACACUCACCAAUAGAGCUGAAGUAGAACAAAACAGACUGUGGGUGUAUAUCUGAGCCACAAUGAUUCAAAGAUCAGGCAGGCUUCACCUAGUCUGUUUUAUUAUCUUGUUUGUCUCCCUCUAGAAACUUUCUUCUCAAAAGGACGUACAGUGCUUUUUAUAUAGGAGCAUGGAUAAUUCAUUCCUGAAUACAGAUAGAGGGCUAUUGCUAAAAAGAGAGACUGGGCCUAAUUCUGAUCUCAUUUAUUAUACAUUGUGUAAACUAGGUCUAAACUCUGCUGGAGUCCGUGGAGCCAGACUGCUGUAAAUAGGGUGUAGGAUCAGAGUUAGUCCCACUAAGACCACAAAGAGAAUAUUCAAGUCAUAAACAUGUGGAGAAAUGUCACUGUGGAUAUUCACAAAGCCCAAAGUAUAUCAGGGACACCGAUCUCUACAGUUGAAGUCACCAAGCCUCACCUUGUUGUGGCAAUGGAAACAUGGCUGGCAAGAUAAUAGUUCCCGGUAAAGCAUGUAUAUCUUUGUCUAUUUAAAGACAAAACAAAAAAUUGUAAGUAAGUUGGGCACUUUAAAGAUCUCAUGACGUGUCCUGUCCCUUUGAAAAUAUAAUAGAUGCUGGAUAGGUUUUUGUUUGUUUGUUUUUUAAAAAGACCAUUUAUCAUUUGGCAAUAAAGGCUUUGCAUAUAUAAAAAUGAGCUGGUUUUCAGAAUACUUAUCUUAAUUGAUAUGGCCCUACUUCCAUGAUAUGUGAGCCCCUCACACUCAUAAAUAUAUCUGUCCUCACUAUACCGUUGAGCCAUACGAAAUUGCUCUUAUCACUGAUUUACAGACCGGGAACUGAAAGAGAGAGAGAGAGAGAAACUAAAGGCCAGAUUUUUAAAGGUAUUUUGGUGCCUAAAAAUGUAGAUGGGUACUUUGGAAAAUCCCAUUAGGUGCCUAUCUGCCUUUUUGGGGCACUUAAAUACCUGAUAUGUAACUGACUGUUUCAAGUCACACAGAAAAUUGUUGCAGAAGAAGGAACUGAAGCUAUGUCUGCUAUGUACAUAGCUAGUACCUCAGCCACUGAACCAUCCUUCUGUCUAGUAUGAGUUGUCCGAGUGAUUUCAGAAGCCUAUGCUUUUUGUAUUGUUUGUCCUCCGCUACAUUUUGCGCUACUACUGCUUUGAAAAAUGCUUCUAGGACUGAAAUAUUCACUGGAAAAUAUGAUGCCUUAUUCUUCUAUCUUUAAUAAAACUCUGUGAGGAGCAAAGAAUCAUAAUGUGAUAACUGCUUGACUGGACCAAAUUGAGCUCUUCUUCACCAGUGUAAAUCCAGAAUAACUCCAAUAAUUAGUGAAGAUCAAUAGUGUCAUUUCUCCCCACUUGUAAUUUGUUUUAUGGUCCUAAUGGGUCUGAUUCUGAUCUGACUUACUGCAGUUCAAAGUCUACACUGGGGUAACUGACAGCAUAACUUGCUCCAGCAAUCACAUUAUGACUGCAUUCCUCAGUCCCAGUGAAGCAUGUUAGGAUCCUUGGAUGAAAGAUUCAGUAAAGAGGUUUUUAUUUUAACGUAUACAGGGAAAAUCAGAUGAAAAUAUGUUAAAUCGGACCUAGAAUGAGAAACAUAUUCAGUAUUCUAUAAGGAAGCUUAGACAUAAACUGUGCAGAUUGUGAACUGCAUUGUAAUGGAGAAGAUAACUUUAUUAGACAUCUGGGCAAGUUAGUAAUGACAAGUGCAGCUAGAAGGCCUGAUCUUGCACGGUUACGCAGGCUAAACUCCCAUUGAAUUUAACUGUAUGUAUCAGAUCUAUCUUGUCCAAUCACUGUAAUAUAGUGAUAUGCACAAUAGUGGGAAACAGAAUCUUGGUUUUUCAUUUCAUCUGAAAUUGAGCCCCUCCAGCACACACACACACCCCACCCCCAUUCUGAGGUAUUGGCUUAGUACUAGCUCAAAGGAAAAACUGCCCCAUAGUGAAUUUCCAACCCUACUUUCUGGAGCACCUGUGUCUUACUUGGGCCUGGUCCACACUAACCCCCCACUUUGAACUAAGAUACGCAACUUCAGCUACGUGAAUAACGUAGCUGAAGUCGAAGUACCUUAGUUCAAACUUACCGCGGGUCCAGAUGCGGCAGGCAGGCUCCCGCGUCAAUGCCGCGUACUCCUCUCGCCAAGCAGGAGUACCGGCGUUGACGGCGAGCACUUCCGGGAUUGAUCCCAGAAGAUAGAUUGCUUACCGCCGGACCUGGAGUAUAGAGUGCUCCCAUCCAAGCACUAUUUGUCAGCCAAGAAAAUCCUGCAGAGUAUAUGUGAUCUGUGGAGCUGAUAUCCUGAAGUGCUACGUUGAGCUCAAAAAUGCCAUUUUAAGAUAUCCUGGGACUGGUUCUCACUUACACUAUGGGCCAUUCUACCACUCUGGCAAUAUAAUUUAUACUCCCUGUAAGGCACCAUUACACUGCCAUAGCAGUAUAAAGGGGCCAUCGUAUGAAUGAGCAUCAGACCCCUGUUCUUUAGUAGGAAGAGCACAGUUCUCAAGCUAGCAGCAGUUUUAAAAUGGAUUUGCAUUGUCCAUUCUUAGGGGAAAUCCUUUAUUUUUCAUCAAGUCUGCUCCAUGGCUGCCAUUGCAACCCCAGGGUGUCACCAUUUGCAAUGCUGAGACUGUAAAGAAGCUUAAAGUAAUGGGACCUUCAGUAGUAUGUAAAUCAGACAAAUAUUGGUUUCACCUAUUACUUCAUGUACUAAGCAAACACAUUGCAAGUGGAUUAAUUGUGUAUGCUGCUUCUUCAAUCCAAAGCAUUGCUACUAAAGUGAAAGCGGAAAUCAGACUUUCACUUUAUGCAAAACCCUGCCUUUACUGUGUGGUUUUUAUAAAAGUGGUUUUUAUAAAAGUGCAAAUGUGCUAAAUAUUGUUUGCAAGGUUAUUAACCCUGUUGUCUUUUAAAACUGUAAUAACCAUGAGUUUCAUGAAACUUCUCUUCUUUUAUCCGUGCAUUUGUUUCUGUAUGGUAAUCUGGAUUUUGUAGCAUAGUCAUAAAUGGAAACGUUUAUGAUGGCGUUUCAUUAUAAUGUGAAAUAUUCUCUUAAAAGCUUCAUAAUUAAAUGGCUCAAUUUGGCAGAA